AUGACCACUCCUUCAGAUUCUUCAAACCAACACACAAAUCCCAUCACCACCAUUAAUACCCAUGAAGACUCAACCUCUGCUAAGCAAUCACAACACCAUGUUGUUCCUUUUGAUGCGGAGAAUCCCUAUUAUCUACAUUCUUCUGAUGGUACAGGCGCCACUCUCGUUGGAAACAUUCUUACCGGCAUUGAAAACUACAAUCCAUGGGCUCGGGCAAUCACGAUGGCAUUGAAAGGCCGCAAUAAAUUCUGUUUUGUUGAUGGCUCCCUUCCCAUGCCAGACUCUACCCAUCCCGAUCAUGCUCGUUGGCACCGCGUAAACAAUAUGGUGAUGUCUUGGCUCCUUAAUUCUAUACAUCCAUCCCUUUCACACACAGUUUUAUAUGCCCCAGAUGCUGCCUCAGUUUGGACAGAUUUAAAAGAUCGUUUCUUUACAUCAAAUGGACCUCGUAUCUAUGAUAUUGAGAAACGCAUUGCAACUUGUUACCAAAAAGAUGCGUCCAUUGCAGAUUACCACAAUCAGUUGAGUGCCCUGUGGAAUGAAUUAAAUCUGUUAGAUCCUCCUCCUAAAUGUUCAUGCUCUGCUCGACAUGACUACAUUGCACAAAUUGAACGCCGCCGGUUGAUGCAGUUUCUCAUGGGACUUCGAGAAACUUUUGCUCAACCACGGAGUCAAUUGCUGCUCAACAACACUCUUCCCACUGUGAAAAAUGCAUACAACUUACUGCUACAGGAUGAAUCCCAACGUAUACAAAGUGGUAAUGGUGGACAUUCUACAGAACAUUCUGCUCUUCAAGCUACAAACACACAACAUCCACAAUUUGUUGCUGCUGCCAACCUAUCAUCUGCGAGCAAUAUCCAUACAUCUGCUUCCACUUCUCGUUCUAACAACAAUCGAUCUCGGACAAAGUGUGCACACUGUGGGAUCCCUGGCCAUACACAACAAUCUUGUUACAAGCUGCAUGGAUAUCCCCCUGGACACAAAUUUUACAAAAAAGGUAAUACAAAUAGCCAACCUAUGGGGACACCAUCAACUUCGUCAGAGAUCUCUUCCGAUUCCAUUCAGCAAUUACUUCGACUUUUACGAGAGGUAAAAGAGCCUAAAGCAAACCUUGUUGGACCUUUCAACGAAGACGGAGAUUGGUCGGGGCCAUGAACGCAAUGGUUUAUACUUUUUUAGUUCUCCACCACACCCCGCUGCAUUACUCACCAUUACACCUAAUACAUGGCAUGCUAGAUUUGGUCA
Messenger RNA from Ipomoea nil (Japanese morning glory), 1245 nucleotides. RefSeq lists its product as uncharacterized. The coding region runs from base 1 to 1155 and encodes 384 amino acids. The transcript is spliced from 2 exons. Lineage: Eukaryota; Viridiplantae; Streptophyta; Magnoliopsida; Solanales; Convolvulaceae. The record is from RefSeq and is a predicted model, not a curated record.